Selaginella moellendorffii is the source of this 1973-nucleotide messenger RNA. RefSeq names its product pentatricopeptide repeat-containing protein At1g11290, chloroplastic. The transcript has 3 exons. Gene Ontology annotation, molecular function: protein binding; RNA binding. NCBI's taxonomy places the organism in Eukaryota, Viridiplantae, Streptophyta, Lycopodiopsida, Selaginellales, Selaginellaceae. Gene Ontology annotation, cellular component: intracellular membrane-bounded organelle. Bases 14 to 1579 code for a protein of 521 amino acids. The record is from RefSeq and is a predicted model, not a curated record. Gene Ontology annotation, biological process: RNA modification.
CGCAAUCUUUUUCAUGGAUAGAUCGCUCGUGACGCUGGUCCGAAACGCGAGUGAUUUGCUCGAGUUGGCGAAGGCUCGCGAGCUCGUUGUUUCGAGCGGCCACGGCGACGAUCGCUUCCUGGCCAAUCUCCUUGUCCAGAGAUACGGCAAAUGCGGCAGCGUGAGAGACGCCCGGGCAGUCUUCGAUGGGAUUCGCUCGAGAAACGCCUUCUCCUGGGCGAUCAUGCUGGCGGCCUAUGUCCAGAAUGGACACGACUCGGAGGCGCUGGAUUUGUUCGCCCAGAUGAGCAGAGAAGGUGCCCAGCCGGACGAGUUCGCGUUUGCCAGCGUUCUCGGGGCGUGUGGGAACCUGAAGCAAGGCAAGGCAAUUCACGCACAGAUCGAGAGCUCUGGAUUGAGGCCUGACGUCGUGCUUGGAACUGCGCUCGUCAACAUGUAUGCAAAGUGCUGGGCAGUGGAGGAAGCAAAGGUGAUGUUCGACCAGAUGGCCGAGAGGAACGUAGUUACGUGGACAGCCAUGAUCACGGCGUUUGCCCAAGGUGGGCUUUUGCACGAGGCACUACAGGUGUUGAAAGGGAUGGACUGCGAAGGCCUGAAGCAGAACGACGUGACUUUUAUCAGCUUGUUGGGAGCUUGCUCUUCUGCUCAAGACGUCCACCGAGGCCGGGAAGUUUACGCUCGAGCAGUGGCUUGCGGCUACCAGUCUCACACCGCUGUGCAAAACGCCGCCGUCAACAUGUUCGUCAAGUGCGGGAGCGUUCCCGCUGCGAAAAGUGUUUUCGAGGUGAUGGAGACGAAGGAUCUCGUGUCGUGGAACGAGAUGAUCGCGGCAUUCACGCAGAAAGGCCUCGACGACGACGCCGUGGAGCUUUUCUGGAGAAUGAACUUGGAAGGCUUCCGUCCCAACGAUUUCACUUUCAGCAGCAUCCUGGGCUCCUGCUCGGUCGAGCAAGGUACUGUAAUCCACCAGUGCAUUGCUUCCAGCGUCUUUACCUCCGAUACUACGGUGCAGAACGCGCUGCUCAACAUGUAUGCCAAAGCCGGGAAGAUCCAGCGCGCAAAGGACUUGUUCGAUGGGAUCCAGAAGAGGACUCUGGUUUCCUGGACGACCAUGAUAACCGCGUACUCUCAGCAUGGCCGCCACGAGGAAGCCCUCGAAAUCUUCAAGAACAUGAUCCUGGAGGGGUUUGAGCCGGACGAUAUCACCUUCAUCAGCAUUCUCAACGCUUGCUCCCAUGCGGGACUGCUCUACCAAGGUUGGUUCUACUAUACGUGCAUGUCCGAGGAUCACAAGCUCCCCGUGUCGCAGGAACAUCACGCGUGCAUGAUCGAUCUGCUCGUCAAAGCGGGCUGGAUGAGUCAUGCGGAGGACUUCCUGCGGAGGCUGCCCAGCCAUUCCGACCCGAUCCUGUGGCGGAUUCUACUGAAUGCGUGCUCCAUGCACGGUGAAGUGGCGAGAGCAGCGCGGGUUACCGAGAUCAUGUCCAAGCUGGAGCCCAACGACGACUCGCACCUCGUUUUGCUGUCCAACGUGUACAAGACGAGCUUCUCUCAAGGUUUCAGAGUCCUGGGCGGUUGAAGGAUGACAAGCUGCUUCGUUCAUUCUACUUAGCAGGAGAAGUAUGGACCAGGAAUUCGUUCAUCACGCAAACAGGCAAACAUUCACGUAUUACUAACUGUGUCUUCUUGUCUUACAGGAGUAGCCGCUGCCUCUACCUCUGGCGCGGCUUUCUGUUCCAUGCUCUCCGGAAGCGGUACUCGCAUUUACUGAAGUAUCGACGUCUGGUGAUGGCUCGACGUGUAAUUCUCCAGCAUCCAAAGAUACGUCGGCAGCAGCAGCCUGAUCACGAGCAGCGUCCGCCGUACUUCGAGGUUUCGAUGCUCCCGUCUCAUUCGUGUCGACGUUGUUUUCAACCUGCGCAAUAGAUAUAUCACGAGUACAAAGAUAUCGUAAAUCAAUCGUACCUUCUGAA